This is a messenger RNA of Cajanus cajan (pigeon pea), 1344 nucleotides long. NCBI's taxonomy places the organism in Eukaryota, Viridiplantae, Streptophyta, Magnoliopsida, Fabales, Fabaceae. The record is from RefSeq and is a predicted model, not a curated record.
AUGUCAAAGAGGCUGCGGAAGCGGGAGAGCAUCCAAACACUAUUACAUUUCAAUCUAGUUCAGUUCUAUGGAUUUUGCUUUGAGAAAGAUCUGAGAGCACUAGUUUAUGAAUACAUGGGGAAUGGCUCUCUUGACAAGUAUCUGUUUCAUGAAAACAAGACCCUAAAAUAUGAAAAGCUUCAUGACAUUGCAGUUGGAACAGCAAGAGGCAUUGCAUACUUGCAUGAAGAUUGUCAACAAAGAAUAAUCCACUAUGACACCAAACCAGAAAAUAUUCUCUUGGACAGCAACUUCAAUCCUAAAGUUGCUGAUUUUGGAAUGGCUAAGCUUUGCAAUAGGGAAAUAUCUCAUAUAACUAUGACUGGAGGUAGGGGCACUCCUGGUUAUGUUGCCCCUGAGAUUUGGAUGCCACUUCCUGUAACUCACAAGUGUGAUGUUUACAGCUUUGGAAUGUUAUUAUUUGAAAUCGCGGGAAUGAGAAGAAACUUGGACAUUAACCUUCUAGAAAGCCAGAAGUGGUUUCCAAUAUGGGUUUGGAAAAAAUAUGAUGCAGGAGAAUUAGAAGAAGUAAUAACGGUUUGUGGAAUAGAGGAUAUUUAUAAGGAAAUGGCUGAAAGAAUGGUUAAGGUUGCAUUGUCGUGUGUUCAGUAUAGGCCAGAAUCAAGACCAAUAAUGAGUGAUGUGGUGAAAAUGUUGGAAGGUUCAGUGGAAAUCUCUAAACCUUUGAACUCAUUUCAGAAAAUCAUGGAUGGGACUUUCUCUGAUCAUUUAGUCCAAGAGUCACGCACCAAUGCUAGUAAAAGUAUUAAUUCUAGCUCUUCUGCUACGGUAACAGAACCAGUAGUUGUACAUGAUUCUAUGAGGAGAAGAUCCGAGACCAACACUGAAAGCAGCUCAGACAUAUUCCUAACUAACAUAAUGGAUAAAUUUUCGAGCAAUGUGGGAAGUGAAAAGCCAAUCAGGUAUACUGCUAAGCAGCUCAGGAUUGCAACUGAUAACUACUCUACCUUGUUGGGUUCAGGAGGUUUUGGACAAGUUUAUAAAGGAAAUUUAAGUGAUGGAACCACUGUGGCUGUGAAGGUUCUACGCGCGAACUCAGAUAAGAGAAUACAGGAACAGUUAAUGGCAAAAGUGAGUACAAUUGGAAAAAUCCAUCAUUUCAAUCUAGUUCAGUUCUAUGGAUUUUGCUUUAAGAAAGAUCUGAGAGCACUGGUUUAUGAAUACAUGGGGAAUGGCUCUCUUGACAAGUAUCUGUUUCAUGAAAACAAGACCCUAAAAUAUGAAAAGCUUCAUGACAUUGCAGUUGGAACAGCAAGAGGCAUUGCAUACUUGCAUGAAGAAUAA